UAUUAUUUUUUGUCAGUGCAUAAGAACUGUGCCGAGGUGUACAAAUCUGGUAAAAUAACUAGCGGUGUUCAUGUAAUCAACCCGGAUGAUGCUGGACCUGACUUAAGAGUGUUUUGUGACCAAAAAACUGCCGGAGGGGGAUGGACGGUGGUCCAAAAGAGACUUAAUGGCUCUGUUGAUUUUUACCGCGGCUGGUCUCUCUACAAGAAAGGCUUUGGUAACCUUAAUGGCGAGUUUUGGCUCGGAUUGGACAAAAUACACCGACUGACAAAAUCUCCGAGCAAGCUUCGAGUCGACCUAGAAGAUUUUAAAGGCAAUACUGCUUACGCUGAGUAUGACGUGUUUGCAGUGGAGGACGAAAGCAAAAAAUACAAGUUGAGAAUAAAGACAUACUCUGGAACAGCUGGCGACUCCCUUUCAAUACAUCAUGGCUAUCCCUUUUCAACCAAGGACAGCUCCGACAAUAACUGUGCUGUGACACGUAAAGGAGCCUGGUGGUACUCAGCCUGUCAUAGCUCAAACCUCAACGGCUUCUAUCAUCAUGGGAAGCACACAUCGUUUGCUGAUGGAGUCAACUGGUAUCACUGGAAAGGAUACUACUACUCUGUGAAGAGGGCUGAGAUGAAAAUCAGACCAGCGGAGUUUCAGUAGAACUUGUAGGCUACCUUACUAAGACAAAUAGGAAUUCUCAUUAGUUAUCUGAUGUUUCUCCUCUCCCAUCCCCCAUCCCCUACCCCCUUACCCAUGUAAUGCAACUGACAUAAUUUUCAAUGACCAAUGAACGAUCAAAAGCCUCUGCAACUUUCAGUAAGUACAUCAGAUUAGUUUGAAAUUUUUAUUGAAUCAGAAUCCGCCUGCGGGGUUUUAUAAACCAUUCAAAACAGUGGUAUUACUUGGAGUCCGAUCCGUAUCAGUCGUAUAUAGAUUUAGCUAAGCCUAAAAGCGAGCUUGCAUUUUUUUUCUCGCACGUCUCAAAGGCACAACGCCUUGCCCCGGGCAGGACUAAAACCAGGGUCGUCCGACUCGGAGCCCAGUGCACUGACCACUGGACUACUGGACAAAACCGUGGCGUUGGCGUGCCCGCGGUGCAGUUGACCGCGCAUGCUAAAAGUAGCACCCAACGGACGCCCGCACGGUCGUAAGUCCAAAUUUUUUCGGCUUGAUGGGUUACUACUACUAUUUUGUAUAAUCAUGGGGCUACGCUCCGCUAUUAAACACUAUUGAUCAGUGUAGGCUCAUGCAUCAUUUUCAGCAUUCCACAUUCUUUGAACAUAAAUCCUUGGCUAACAGAUUAAGUUCUUAGAAUUUCGCUCGAAUUUCCAAAAAGCGUAAAGAGCCGCCGCGGUCCUAUUCUGACAUUUAUAUUUAGUGCUUUUUCUAAUUUGCAUAAUCCAUAAUCGGCCCGUGGGCAUUACCGCCGCAAAAUGGCCUGCUCUGAGGCCACUCUUAACCAGUCAGAGCGCGCGUUAUAUCGGCCACGAGCCAAAGCCAUAUAAUUAUUAUUAAUAGAAAGAGUGGUGAGAAACCAAAUUACUUAUGGUCAAUGAUUUUUUACCGCUCGAUAAAAGCUUAUCCUUUUAGAAAGCAGCCAGUUCCACAGCCCCGGCUGACCUAGCAAGCAUAGUUAUAGGUAAUAGUUGAGGAUUCUUGUUGUGAAAGCAUUUUUUGCAGUUAUAUGUUGGGAAAUCUUAAUAUCAAUUAAUGGCAACUGGAAAAUGUAACUUUCAAUGAUGUUUGAAUGACUUACAGUCACGCACUACUCCCUUUUUCUUAGGAAUAUUUGCUUCUUUUGAUCGCAGCUAUCAACUAGUGGGGAUUACCCUUUGCAAACGGCUGUAAAAAAAUUGAAUAGUUUUAUGCUUAAAACUAAGUGUUCUUGUAUCCCUGGUACAUAAUUUUGACGCAGAACUAAUUAAUAAAAGAAACCUAAAAGAAAAUCAAAGUUUGUGUGAGCCGCUGCACUCGGGUAAUGAUUAAUGAAAGUCUGGGAAUGGACUUUUUGUACCUAUUCAUAGCACA
Stylophora pistillata is the source of this 2019-nucleotide messenger RNA. RefSeq names its product microfibril-associated glycoprotein 4. The record is from RefSeq and is a predicted model, not a curated record. Lineage: Eukaryota; Metazoa; Cnidaria; Anthozoa; Scleractinia; Pocilloporidae.